Molecule: messenger RNA, 2339 nt
Organism: Chenopodium quinoa (quinoa)
Lineage: Eukaryota; Viridiplantae; Streptophyta; Magnoliopsida; Caryophyllales; Amaranthaceae
Product: FK506-binding protein 5-like
Exons: 1
Coding region: 928-2028 (366 amino acids)
Biological process (GO): defense response
Source: RefSeq, a predicted model, not a curated record
GUCGACUUUACUUUUACUUUUAUGAUCAGUUUGUCAUAAAUGUUCAUACAAAUCUGGAUUGUUCAGUGUUAACUUUUUCAUUACACGUCUAUCUCAUUAAGGAAAACAUAUCAAAUGGAAGGAAGAAAAAGUAAACCUAACAACUUUGAAUGAAUAUAAGAAGAUAAGUAAACUCUUUUAAGACUUUACAAUUCAAGUUUUUCUGAGGAUGUGGUUGUGGACUUGUGAUUGCAGAGCAGGGUCAUUGCUCCAUCUUCUGAACUGCCAUUACUUCCAGUCUUUCUGUUGCAACAUGGCCAUGCAAAUGCCUAGAGCUGUUAAUUGAGAAAUGAAGCUUUUGAAACCGACUUGAAUCGAUAAUUUCCAAUACGAGUUUAAUCAAUAAAUAAGCCAUUGUGCAACCUCAAAAUUUACACAUCUUUUGUACACUUUCAUCGUUCAAAAUAUUAGUUUUGAUCAAUCAAAUUCUUUUCUCAUGUUUUUCAUAUUCACCUUUAAUCAAUCAAACUCAACUUCAUUAUACAGAUUUUUUAUUACUUUUUAAAUACAAGCACUGACAAACAAAUGAAAUUUACAGAGGAAAAAAAAAAAUUAGCAUCCAGAACUAGCAAGACACGCUGGCUUAAUUCUUAGAAGGGUCUUCGAUAUUUCCUAUUUUCUGCCAAUUUCGUAAUUCAAUUUCCAAGAUGCAUCUUUAACACCUUAACUCAUCAAAUUUGUCUAAGUCUGAUUUUUCAUAAACGUGUCAUUCACCCUGAAAAUGACCGUUGGAAAGUAGAUCAUCAUAAACUUUACAAGAACAAACACAAAUCAUGAACUGAUAAACCAACCAAACUUCCUCUUUUCAUCUAGAAAAAUCUCAAAUAAUUAUAAUAACUUAGAGUUUAAAAAACCCCAAAAACAAAACCCAGAAAACAAAACUAUAAAAUGGAAUUGGAAAUCAAAGUAAUGUGGUGUAAAGGUUUAUCAUCAUUCAAUUUCUUCCAAAAACUAACAGUUUAUGCAGCUGUUUCAAUAACCUCUGAAAAUGAGAAGCUACUACUCACCCAAGACCAAAAACAGGAACAAAAAACCAUUGUUGAUGAAGAUAAUGGGGAUGGUAAUCCAGAAUGGAAUCAUUCCAUGAAGUUCGAUUUACGUCCUUUGAAAUCGUUCAUCCCUAAUUUUGAAGAUUUGUGUCUUCUAUUCGAGCUGCGAAAUCACGGGCAGUUGUUUGGGGAUAAAACUAUUGGAGAGGUUCGUGUUCCGUUGACGGAAUUGAUUCAAUCUGUUGGAGGUGAGAUUGUCAGAUUUGUUAGUUAUGAGGUGCGUAGUCCUGAAGGUAAACAUAAUGGUAUUCUUGAUUUUUCUUAUAAGGUUAUUGGUAAUAAUAAUAAUUAUACUAGUAAUAUUAGUUCAAUUCAUAAUAUUACUGGAUACAACCAUUAUCAUCAUGGUCAUGAACAAGAACAUGAAAGUCAAGGACAUGGUACAAAUUCGGAUACUCAUGUCAUAGAACAUCAUCACCAUCACCAUCAUCAUCAUUCGCAAUUGGAUGGUAAUACAAAUUCAGAUAAUGGAUAUCAUCAUCAUUCGCAAUUGGAUGGUAAUAAUACAAUUUCAGAUACUCAUGUCAUAGGACAUCAUCAUCAUUCGCAAUUGGAUGGUAAUGCAACACAUGAUAUAAAUUCAGAUACUCAUGUCAUGGGGUACCAACAUCAUCAUCAUUCGCAAUUGGGUGGAUCUGCUUCAGAAGUGAUUCAGUACCCAAAGAUUGAUUUGGAGGAACAUUCAGUUCCGCCGUUGGUUUAUCCUCCUCCCUCGUCAUCAUCAUCAUUUACAGCAGAUUCUGCCCAUUAUCCUCCUGCUCCUGCUUUAUACCCUCCGCCACCACCACAAACGUGGGCCGAUACUCCACCGCGAAUGUCCCAUUAUCCGCCACCACAGCCUUAUGUUUAUCCGCCACCGCCGCGACCUCCACCGCAACAGCAACCCUAUGGGGUCCCACACUGGGGGUAUCAAAGGCCACCUGACUAUCAUCAUUGGUAAACAUAGUAGUCAAAGUAAUAUCAAAAAGUACUUGAUCGAACAGCAAGUUUAUGAAUUAUUUUUGUACUUUAAUGUUAGAUUCCAAAUAUUUUUCUUUUCUUAUUUUAUGUGAUUGAUUUCAUAUAAGACUAACAUUAUAAAAUGAGGGGAGUAUUAAUUAAGUUUAUCACAAUUUUGUAAGCCCUUACACAUUGUAAAACUCAUGUAAUAGAAGAAAUUGACUAUAAUUAACAGGUGAAACUCUUUGGAUGCACUUUUUAUAAAACAGGCAACAGGCAGCCAACAUGCGCAUCGCGCCUUGCCCUUUCUUG